Molecule: messenger RNA, 2118 nt
Organism: Copidosoma floridanum
Lineage: Eukaryota; Metazoa; Arthropoda; Insecta; Hymenoptera; Encyrtidae
Product: putative ankyrin repeat protein RF_0381
Source: RefSeq, a predicted model, not a curated record
AUGAUGCAGAGGGACAUGGAUCUUCACGUGGCGGUUUGUUUCGGCGACGCUUCCCGGGUUCAGAAUAUUUUGCAGAGAGACAACUCAUCGGUGAACAAGAGGAACCAGCAGGGUAACGCGCCCCUGCACAUGGUUUACCACGGGACCACCAUAAACGUCCAGGACAGCGACAGACUGCUGAUAAUGGGCGCGCUGCUCCGACACGGGGCGAACGUGAACGCUCGAGGUCGCUGGGGCGAGACGCCGCUCCACGUCGCGGCGAGGAAACUCCAGGGCGAGGCGGUGGAGUUGCUGUUGGGAAACAACGCCGAUCCGAACAUUAGCGACGACGACGGGCGUGCCCCUCUGCACUCGGCUCUGGUGGCAAAGUCGUGCCACGAGAGUAUUGUUAGGCUUCUACUGCAGCACCGAGCCGACGCCAAUGCCGUCGACGUAAGCGAAAACACGCCCCUGCUCUACGCGGUCAAGACGGACAGGCUGGACCUUGUGCGGGUGCUCGUCGAUGCCGGCGCGCGUGUGAAUUUCCAGCCCGGCGGUAGGCGAGGGUGCACCGCCCUGUUUCACGCGUGCAGGAACCAAAACGCCGAUAUGGUCGGCUAUCUGGUGAGCCACGGCGCCGACGCCAGGGCGAGGGAGCGCCGAAUGAGGAUGACGCCGCUGCACGAGCUCGCGUCCAGCUGGCGGGAGCACCGCGACCAGGAGGAUACCUGGAGGAGCACCGAGUCGUCCGCCAGGAUACUGCUCGAGCACAACGUCGACGUAAACGAGCGGGACUGCGAACACAUGACCGCCCUGCACUUGGCUGCCCACAACGAGGACGAGGGUCUCAUUAGAGUAUUGCUCGAGGCUGGAGCGGCCGUCGAUCCAAAGGACAGCUACGGAGACACGCCACUGCACCAGCUGCUCGACAAAAAGUUCGACAAGGAGGGCGACGAUAUCAGCCGCCUCGAGAGGAUCACCCGGCUUUUCGUCGAGGAAUACGGGGCGGAUAUAACCGCGCGCAACGGCAAGGGCCAGACCCCCUUUCAAUUGGCCGUUUCGCUCUCCCUCGACAGCAUGAACAUUGUGAAUUUCAUGCUGGCCAAGCUCGCCGGGGUCCAAGAGGCCUCGCUCCAGAGCAAACUCACGCUGCGCCGAUGGUGCAGGGACUCCCACGAGCGCAUCGCCCCCGACUACGAGAUCAGCGUAGCCGUGGUUCUCGGUUACUCGCACGUGGUGGACCGGUUCAUUGAAAUCGGCUACGAUCUCGAGGCCAGCGGCGAGACUCUGCGCCGCGGCAACGUCAUCAGGGCGCCGCUCUACUAUGCCGUCAAGUCGCGACAGUAUCGAAUCGCCAAAAUGCUCCUCGAGGCUGGCUGCCGAGUCGACAGCGAUAGGAGCGUGGAUUACGGAUCGACGGCGCUUCACGUGGCAGUGUUCGAUGCGAGGGACGUGGAGCUGUGCUGUUUACUCCUGGAGUUUGGCGCCGAUCUUUACAGGGAAGAUGCCUUUGGGAAAAACGCCCUGACCUACGCCCUCGAGUACGCCACGACGAACUCGAGCUGGAGCCAGCUCACCCACCUGCUGGUCUAUUACUACGUGAUCGAUGCCCGCUUGCACCAAGUGCACCCGAGCUUGAUAUCCGCGUACGGUAAAUUGAGCGAGUCGAGCGAGCAGCUGUCGGAAGUUAUCUCCGCUUGCGAGAGCAAGCUCGAUCAACUGAGGGGGGACGAGAUAAUCGAGGGCGUGUCGAAGUUCGACGUCCUGGGCAAGAGGCUCGAUGCGUUGGUCAAGUUCUUGGGGGAUGGGGCCAACUGUGAUGCCAUUGCAAACAUGAGUGUUAAAAAGGAUCUCGAGAGUUACGAGUACAUUAUAAAAGUGCGCACCGGAUUGGCGCUCGAGAGGAGAAAACUUCUCGAUGCGGCGAAAGAAUGUUUGAACGCGGCUCUUGGGAGCCUUCUGAGAACAAUUAACUACGAGAGUCUGCCUGAAAAAAUUGUAUGGAAUAUCCUUGGUCGUUUGACCGUGAGGGAGUUGGACAAAUUUGUGAAGGGAAAUACGCUGGAACAGGCGGUACGAGUUUAGGAAUGAGAGGAAAGUACAAAUUGUUCUUUCUUUUUUUUAAAAUGUUUUUUUGUA